AUGGGGAAUUCGCAUAACUGCAGAAAUGGUUUAGAACUAUGCUCUGCCCUUGAUAAUACGAAUCUUAUUCCCCUUAACACAGGUGAACCCACCUAUCGCACUAGACCAGAAAGCCCCCCUUCAAUAAUUGACCUAACUUUUGUGUCUCAGAACCUCUUUAACAUCACCUCUUGGGGAGUUUGGAAUGACUCUCUGGGAAGUGAUCACUUUCCAGUGGUAUCCAGUCUUGGUACCGCAAUAGCUUCGUGCUUAUCUCACAAAUCCAAUCUUAAGCGAGUUGACUGGAUCUCCUUUUCUAAUAACCUUUCGGAAUCCAUUAAGGGCAAAAACGGAACUUUAAAUUCCUCGGACAUUGAUUGUUUAUCCAAGUAUAAGGCUUUCGGUAAAAGUGUGGAUGAAGCAGUUACUGCGGCUAGUCCUCCCUCAAGACCUCCCAAAAACUUAACUCACUCUAAAAAUAAAAGGAAAACAUUUGUUCCUGCUCCAUGGUGGGAUGCGGACAGCGACGCUUCUAUUGAGGAAAGAAGAUUAACAUUGGCGUCCUACAGGAGGCGUAGAAAUGCAGUUAACUACAUGAACCUAAAUAGAAUAGAAGCCAAGACCAGACGCACAUUAAACGCGGCUCGUAGAAACAACUUUAGGAAAUUCUGUGAGAUCCUAGAUAGGACAACACCGAUCUCAAGAGUUUGGCGUAUCGUUCAGUGUUUUAAGAACAAGUACACUCAACCGGCGAAUGCAUCUUGUUCAGGGGAUAGUGACACGAUUCAAAAACUGCACUCACUGGCUGAAGAAAUGCUUCCACCAACGGUCUUCUUCGACUCCUUCCCUGAAAACUUUCAGAAGAAGGGGUUCCUACAGGCCCCGUUCUCGGAAGCUGAACUUUCUAUUGCCUUAACUUUAGUAAAAACUAAAUCCUUUCCUGGCUUAGACAAUUGCUUUAGCAUCAUUUUUGCUUGA
Belonocnema kinseyi is the source of this 957-nucleotide messenger RNA. RefSeq lists its product as uncharacterized. Gene Ontology annotation, molecular function: catalytic activity. NCBI's taxonomy places the organism in Eukaryota, Metazoa, Arthropoda, Insecta, Hymenoptera, Cynipidae. The coding region runs from base 1 to 957 and encodes 318 amino acids. The transcript has a single exon. The record is from RefSeq and is a predicted model, not a curated record.